This is a messenger RNA of Chlamydomonas reinhardtii, 1353 nucleotides long. RefSeq lists its product as uncharacterized. The transcript has 7 exons. NCBI's taxonomy places the organism in Eukaryota, Viridiplantae, Chlorophyta, Chlorophyceae, Chlamydomonadales, Chlamydomonadaceae. Bases 188 to 940 code for a protein of 250 amino acids. The record is from RefSeq and is a predicted model, not a curated record. Gene Ontology annotation, molecular function: RNA binding.
CAAAAUGCGUUGGCCCAUUGGGCUGAUGGGCUUGGCCGCAAUGUAGCCCAAUUUCUCUGAACCACGUUUAACACUCAAAAGCCACGCUCAAAAUAGAUAUCGUAUUCCUUGCAAUCCAAGGAAAGACUUGCCCGCCGCGCUCAACGAGAAACAUUGACGCAGUCCACUAUUGAGUAGCUUAGUCAGCAUGGCUGACGAAGAGCUUUAUGGAGAGGAGGUUGGCGAGGGCGAAGAGAUGGGCGACGUCGGCGAGGGCGAGGAGAUGGGCGAGGAUCUCGAGCAGGGCGUUGAGGAGCUGGAUGCGCUCAAGCGCAAGUUGAAAGAAAUGGAGGAGGAGGCCGCUCGCGUCAAGGCGUUAUCAGGCGGGGCUCCGGACGCUGCGGCGGCGGGGACAUCCGGGGCAGCCGGGGGCGCAGCCGGGGCCGCCGCGGCCGCAGCACAGGCGCAGACAGAGGCGGAGAAGGCGGAGGUGGACUCCCGGUCCAUCUUUGUCGGCAACGUCGACUACGGGUGCACUCCAGAGGAGCUGCAGCAGCACUUCGCGUCAUGCGGGACCGUGAACCGGGUGACCAUCUUGACGGACAAGUUCGGGAACCCCAAGGCGUUUGCGUAUGUUGAGUUCCUGGAGGUUGACGCCGUCAACAACGCGGUGCUGCUGGACAACUCGGAACUGCGCGGCCGCCAGAUCAAGGUGUCACACAAGCGGACCAACGUGCCCGGUCUGAAGGCAGGACGCGGCCGUGGCCGCGGGCGGGGUCCCCCCGGCGGCGGCUUUUACGGCGCACCUGCUCCGUUCUACGGCGGGCGCGGCGGCGGCGGCUACGGAUACGGCGCGCCACCGGCGUACCGUGGCGGACGCGGCGGCGGCUACCACGGCGGGGCACCCGGCGGGUUCGCGCCUCGUGGCCGCGGGCGGGGCCGCUUCUACGCGCCUUACUGAGCACGCACUGGGACAGGACACGUUAGACGACAGACGAAUCAGAAUGUGAAUAGAAAGUUGAGAUGCGGCUGGUGAAAGGGCGGAGCUGUGAGUUGUGUCGAGGUAUAGAAGGAGCUGCAGGAUCAAGGUGUGCUUGGAGCGGCGAUCGAGCUGUCAUCGCGUGUACGGGCGAAGGCGUCAAGGGACCGCAGCGGAGCAUAAUGCGGCAGCUUGUGUGCGGGUGCCUGUGUUACAUGUGCCUGAGGACGUCAUGAAAGCUAACGUUACUAUUGCUGUGAGUGUCACGGAAAGUUGUGAGGGUGGGCGGGAAGCGGCUGUUUGCAGUGCCUGGAUUUCGGGUCCGUUGUCGCGGAGCGUGCCUGGCGCGUAAACGGCGCCUGAAAGUCAUUCCAACUUUAAUGUAUAGAAAUGUU